AUGCCCGGACAUGUUCACAUUAACGGCUCUGCUUUAUCUACCCUUUUGAAACCCUUUCAAUGCAGCGAAAAUUUAAAGAAAAUGCAAGAAAAUAAAAAUAAAAAGGAGAUACAGUGCGACUUAUUAAAGCACAAUGAAUCGUUACUCGAGAAAAUUAAAGAAAUUUACGACAAGCAAGGUGAAAUUUAA
Messenger RNA from Plasmodium inui San Antonio 1, 189 nucleotides. RefSeq lists its product as hypothetical. The transcript has 2 exons. The record is from RefSeq and is a predicted model, not a curated record. The coding region runs from base 1 to 189 and encodes 62 amino acids. Lineage: Eukaryota; Apicomplexa; Aconoidasida; Haemosporida; Plasmodiidae.